This is a messenger RNA of Rotaria sp. Silwood1, 1023 nucleotides long. Lineage: Eukaryota; Metazoa; Rotifera; Eurotatoria; Philodinida; Philodinidae. The record is from the annotation of a GenBank genome assembly.
AUGUGUAUCUGGAUUAUAAAUUAUGAAGCAGGAGAAAUUGUUUAUCAACCAAUUAUUCAAUUAUUUGGUUUUGAUAGUAUUUAUCAUGAAACAAUUUUAGUCAAUAAUAAAUAUCAAUGGCCAAUUGUUCAAGGUCUUUUUAAGAUCUAUAUUGAACUUAAUCCUGGUGAAAACAUAAUUCAACUAUCAACAUUAACUUCACAAUUAUCAUUUACACUACUCUAUAGCCCUUCGAAAACAACAAAUAUUACUCUUCGACUUAUCUAUGUAUCAUUUUCUGAUACUGUUGAUCAUGAUAUAGAAAAUAUAUGUAAAAAAUUUGUUUUAUUAAGUAAACUUAAAAAUUCAUCAUAUAUCAAUGUUAAAAAAGAUUUCGAAGAUAAAAUAACUGGAGAUGAUAUAUUUAAAGAAAUCUAUCGUCAAAUGUAUAAAACGAAUUUAAUUCAAGAUUCAUCAGUAAAACUCAUCAUCAAAUCAUCUAUUUCAUCAUCAUUAACAUUUGCUUAUACAUUUAAUAAUAUAAUUGUAUUAAAUUUACCGAAAGAGUUUAGUUGCCUUCCAAUAUCAUUUGAUGAAUUCUAUGAAAGCCUUAAUACAAAUAAAGUUGAAUCAUUGUUUUAUUCAGUUGGUGCUUAUUUACAUGAGCUUGGUCAUGUAUUUGGUCUUGAUCAUGGAAAUAAUCAAAGCUUGACAAUAAUGUCAUCAUCUAAAGGGUAUAUUGAUUCUGGAAAAGAUUUUUUUCUUGUUAGUCCACAUUUAUGUUCAAUUAUAUACAAUCAACAAUGUUCAUGUUAUAAAAAGCCAAUAUUAAGUAUUUCAUGUUCGUAUUCAAAUGGUGUAUUAUCUAGACAUUCCAAGAAUCUUAAAUGUUCAUGUAAAUCAGAUAUUCAUUGUCAAUUUACAUUAAAAUUUAAUCAACAUAAAUAUAAUGAAAAACCGAAUCAAUGUAUAUGUAAUGGACAAUUUCAAUUUGAUAUUGAUCAUUGUCAUCGAUUGAUAGUUCAAUUUGAUGAAAGAAAAUAA